UCUCCCACGAGAAUUUCUUCUUCUGCACGGCCACGAAUUCAUAAAUCGGACCCACAGUUGGGGUUUUCACCUACUGCAAAACGAAAUUGGAGCUUCCUUCACCGCUUCCUCGCUUUUGCUUUCUUUUCAUUGAAGCUGCAUCGCCAGAAAAACAAAACUCUUUUCUGCUUCAGUGAAGUUCUCGGAGCGACUCGAAUCCAGAGAUAUUUGUUCAUCGAACUGGACGAACAAGACGCGCUGGUAAGAAAGGAAUUGCUAUUCUUGUCCACACGAAAAACCAAUCUCGGGCCAUACAGUCAAUUGCAUGAGAUGUUGGAUGUACAUUCAAAGAGUGCAGGAAGUAUUGGAAGAAGUUUUCAAGGUGAGUUUCAGCGUUGGGAGCUUUUCCCUCUCGCGACUGAAGACAAACCAGUUUUAGCUAAUCAGUUUUUUUCUGGAUAUUGUAAGCCUUCAGAGGACUGUAGUUUUAGAUAUGUGAGCCCUACAGACUGGACGCCCAGAACUGUUAACUCUACCAACCUUGACUAUAAAGCUUGGAAUAAUGAUUCAAAGAUUCUGUGUUUUGAUUGCCAAUCUUGCAAGGCUGUCUUACUGCAAAACCUCAAGACUGAUUGGAAGAAGGUGGUCGUUGUCAACAUCAUAUUCUUGAUUUUCUUGGUCAUUGUCCUGAAACAUGCCCAAGAGUCGCUACCGUCUGAAGAUACAAAUAUUGCAUCUGCAAGUGUCUCAAAUAUUACAUCAUUUUUUGAAGCCUUAGGGUGACAUUCAUUAUUCAUAACUUAGGCUUUUUUUUUUUUUUUAAAUUGAAUCCUCUUGUAUAGAAUCCAUGGUGACAUAACUUAGGUUCUGAGAUUUUGUAUGAGUUAUUGUUCUUAGUAUUCUCUUAGUGUAUGGACUCGAGAUGUAUAUUGAUGUUGUUGUUGCUUCAAAUUAUAUAUUGAAGCUACAAAUUUGUUUCAAGUUUUAGCAAUUUUGGUGCAAAUUUUGGUAAAAUCCUGGUGCAAAAAUGGUGAAAAUCUGGUGCAUAUAUGCUGACUCAUAAUAG
Messenger RNA from Vicia villosa (hairy vetch), 1045 nucleotides. RefSeq names its product tetraspanin-8-like. NCBI's taxonomy places the organism in Eukaryota, Viridiplantae, Streptophyta, Magnoliopsida, Fabales, Fabaceae. Gene Ontology annotation, cellular component: plasma membrane; plasmodesma. The record is from RefSeq and is a predicted model, not a curated record. Gene Ontology annotation, biological process: auxin-activated signaling pathway. Bases 310 to 762 code for a protein of 150 amino acids. The transcript is spliced from 4 exons.